Messenger RNA from Peniophora sp. CBMAI 1063, 1212 nucleotides. Lineage: Eukaryota; Fungi; Basidiomycota; Agaricomycetes; Russulales; Peniophoraceae. The record is from the annotation of a GenBank genome assembly.
AUGGCAAAAGCUGUUGAUCCAACAUACCCUCUCUACCCCCUGGCCUCGAUCCUCGCCGCGGCGAUGAUCGUGCUUGUUUUUCUGACCAGCCUCAUCCGACAAAGCUGGAACCUUGGUGUCGCACUCUUGUGCUUCUGGCUUUUCUUCGAGAACCUCACGAAUGGAAUCAAUACCAUCAUAUGGGCUGACAAUGCCGAUGUCAAGUUUUAUGUUUACUGCGAUAUUGUCACUCAUUUACAGGUAGUAGUGACUGUCGUGAAGCCUAUGGCCACAUUGAUCAUCACUCGGCGGCUGUAUUUGAUUGCUAGUCAAUCUCCACUUGGACUCGACGAGGACAGAGCGAGAUGCAAAAACGCUAUCAUAGAAUGGAUACUCGGACUGGCAGUUCCUGUUGUAGUUGCUGGACCAAUCUACUACAUAGUCCAGCAGUAUAGGUUCGCCGUACACGAGGGCUACGGAUGCGAGAACUCUGUCGACGGCUCGAUACUCAGCUUUUUGCUGAUCUGGUCUUGGAAUGUGAUUCCUCCGCUAAUUUCAAUCAUCAUCUACUACCCCCGGGUGGCCAGCCUCUUCUUUCACAAUGGUAGACGCAUCAACCGUCUACUCUCAAGCAACAACUCGAUCUCAUACAUCAAUUAUCUUCGCAUCUUUGCCUUCGCCAGUCUCGACGUCCUUCUUACAUUGCCAAUUGGGAUCGUGUCUGUGAUUUUGACCGCCAUAGCUGAAUCGUCUCAAGACUGGGUGUUCUAUCGCGGAUGGGCCUUUGAUCACAAGAACUGGGGGCCGGUGAGCGUCCCUUACGAGAUACAAGUUGCAGCAGGAUCUUCUGCCUUGGCGCAACGCUACUUUGCUCAGUGGACAUCGCCCGUACUCGCUUUCGCCCUCUUCGGUCUCUUCGGUGUAACAUCUGAAGCUCGCGCAUCUUACUGGCGUGUGCUUUACCGCGCUGGCAGCUGGUUCGUCUGGAGGCCAGAUCCCCCGAAUGUAUGCGGAGGGGAUUCAAGACCACUGGGAGAUGUCGAUUCGAGAGUGCCACCGCUAGAUACGCUAGUCGACUCGGCGGAUCUGAGCAGAUCGGGCGCUUCCUAUACCAACUCCCAAGCUAGGCAACCGGUGGCGGAAUCGGAACAGGGUAGGGAUCCUGCGACAUGCACACUACAGAAUAGCAUCAGCGGAGAUCCCACAUACCACGAUCAUGGGCUUACAACGUAG